Molecule: messenger RNA, 3941 nt
Organism: Xiphias gladius (swordfish)
Lineage: Eukaryota; Metazoa; Chordata; Actinopteri; Istiophoriformes; Xiphiidae
Gene: ppp1r26
Product: protein phosphatase 1, regulatory subunit 26
Exons: 5
Coding region: 309-3797 (1162 amino acids)
Biological process (GO): negative regulation of phosphatase activity
Molecular function (GO): protein phosphatase inhibitor activity
Source: RefSeq, a predicted model, not a curated record
GUCCGCCCGGUAGUCGGAGCGGAGGGGGGACCGCGAAGGCGAGAGCUUCGGGCAGUGUGUGUGUGUGUGUGUGUUUGGGAGAGAGAGAGAGAAAGAGAGAGAGAGAGAGAGAGAGUGGGAGAGAGAGAGAGCUGGUGACGGACACCGAAAUAUCUCCACGACGACUUUCCCAGCAUCUUAAAUCAACGCAGCGAUGUACACACUCCUGCUGUAGCGGUCGUUUUGUGUCUCGUAUAGAUUGAACAAUGUGAUUGUGAUCGGAGGCAGCGGCACUCCAGUGGUCGAAGACCUCACCCUACUUCACUAGAAUGUACUUGAUGAAUGUACCUCCUGUCGCAGCGACGCAAACAGAAUGGAGAACAUGUGGCCCACCUGGAGGCUAUAGCCUUCAGUGCUUCAAUGACUCCGACACUGAGUUGUCAGCCAGAGGCACACCUAUCUCAGAUAAGGUCCAGAUGAUCAUAGAGAGCCUUAGGAGCACUCAGUCCUCACUCGAGAUGGGCGACGAGAUCGAGGGAAAUGUGCUAACAGGACAAGACGGUCAUCCCCAAGUCUGCAAGGUUGCAAUGGGUUCUUAUGUGGGAGCAAAGUCCAAAACUAAGGGUCUCACUGAAAACCAGCCGUCAGAUUUUUCCUCCCCAAUCAACCAUGAGAGCAGUGACUCCGACAGUGAUGAUUCUGUGGACAGGGGAAUUGAGGAGGCAAUUCUGGAAUACCUGAAGGAAAAGGAUGAUCACAAACGCAAGGCGGAGCCGUGCUCCACAUUUCUCCAAUCAUCCAAAAUUCCAAGGAAAAAUCCACCUAUUCCUGAGGUUUCUAAACAGAACUCUGACAGCACAUUUUUAAUUGCAAGCAACCAGUAUCCAAAAAGUGCCAAAGCCGAGUCCCCGACAGCAUCAGCUCUUAUACCUAUAAAAAAGUAUAUCAAAAACAAGGCCAUUAACGACAACAUGGUUAAGAAAUUGGAUUCUAAUAAAAGUACAACAGCUAAAAAUUUAGUCUUGCCCAAAGAGCAGACAAAGAGCCCAUCUAAAACAAACAGCAUAUUCAACAAAGUGAAGUCCCCGGUCACAGUGAAGGUCGAGGAAGAGUCAAAUGAUUCUAGUAGUGAUGAUGGUAUCGAGGAGGCCAUUCAAAGAUAUCAGUUAGAAAAAAAGGAGCAGCAGAACAGAAGGGAAACUUUCAAUCCACAUGCAUUCAAAGAGGAGUCUGACUCCACUAGCGACGAUGGGAUCGAAGAAGCUAUUCGCUGCUACCAGCUUGAGCAACUUAAGGAGAAGAGUGUCCUGAAACCAUUCUCACACAAACAAAAACCCUGUAGUAAGUCGUUAAUACAUGCUGUUGGAAGUACAAGCACGGAAAGCAUGAAAAAACACAAACUGAGAAAGAAAAAGACCAUAACAGAGAAAGAAGUGAAAUCUGUCCCUCUUCCAGCUGCUUUCAUACCCACAAAUUCACUUUCAGAGAACCAGAAAGGUAAAGGAAAUGGACUACUUUCAUUUAAAGUAGAGAGUUUUAAAGAUCAACCUACACCUGCUCCCCCAAAGGUUAAUACAACUGCAGAGCUCAUGUGUGCUGAGGCAAUACUGGAUAUUUCGAAAACUGUUAUGCCUGGGGCCUUCCAUCAUAGUGUGGGCCUCAGCAGUUGUUCUCCCGCCGAGUCUCCCCUGCAGUCUUCACUUCCUGACACUUGCCCAGAUGAAGAAAGUGGUGACAGCUCCAUUGAUAGUGAAGAUGGCAUUGAGCAGGAAAUCAGGAAAUUUCUUGAGCAAAAAGCCCAAAUGCACAAACUGCUACCCAGCUCUCCUGUGACUCAAGAGCCUCAAAGUAUGAAUGAGCCAGAGAGAGUAAAAGCAAAACAAGUUGCGACCCAAAAGAAACCUUCAAGAAUGUCGCUGACACAGAGAAGAAAACACAAAGAAGAAAAUUGUAGCAUUUCCAGCAUAUCAGGGAUGGAUAACAGUGUUAAAGUAACAGCCCCUAAAUCUUUGCCUGAGCAUAGAAAAGAUUUGAGCCCAUUGUUAUUUUCCCACAGAAGUCAAACACGCCCAAUAGCUGGAUUACACAAGACAGAGCAAAGUGGAGACAAAAGUAGCUCACUUGACAGUGACGAGGACCUAGACACCGCUAUAAAAGACUUGCUCAAGACAAAAAAGAAGUCAAAGAAAAAGACAAGAGACUCAAAGCGGAAAUCAAAGAAGUGCCUCAAGGAUGAAGAACCACUGCUAAGAAAUGCUUCACAGACCAAAAAGUUUAAACUUGAUCCUUUUUCGAAGCGCAGUGCUCUGAAAAAAGAACAGAAGAGUAAGGAUGACUUUAAAGACAAGACUGGAUUGAGCAAAAAGAACUUUUCCCAACAUAAACAAACUGAUAAAAGUAAAGAGCAUUAUAUGCGCGGAGAUGAAACAGGGAUAUUGAAAGAGACUGAGGGUCAAGACUCCAUGUUGCUAAACAAUACUCAGACUGCUCUUCAGAUAAAGGAAGAUAGUAGUUCAGUAGACAGCGACGAUAGCAUUGAGCAAGAGAUCAGAAGGUUUCUGGCAGAAAAGGCCAAAGUUUCAACUGCAGUGAAAAGUAAAGAAGGUGAUGUGUCGAGGAAUGGUACUGUUGUGGUUUGUACCCCACUUCAAGAUGAAGACAUUAAACAGGAAAAUCAGCUGGCUGAAAUUCCAAGAAAGAGUAUCACCACCCCUUUCUCUGGACAAUCUUCUCCAAGUAGCCCACCUCAAGAUAGAAAGUCUCUUCCAACGCCACAGAUUUUGCUGCCAGACAUCUCUUCUGUCUGUGCACAAUCACGUCUGUCCUCAGGCCAGUCCUGCAGCCCCAGUCUUUUGGAGCCAGCAGAUGGGGCAGGGGCUGUCAGAACCGAGCAAAGGAGGCCUAGCACAGGGAGAGGUGACUUCCAGGAUGUAACCCCACAGAUGGAGAGAGUUCGACCGGUUUUGAGUCCCAGCAUUGCUCAUUCUCGUUCUGAGUCAAUCAAGUGGCGCCAGAGCCUGGGACUUCCCAUUACUGACACAAGGACUCUCAGUCGAACACCAUUCCAUAUCACCUCAUCUAAGAUCAACGAGACUGCACCAGGAAUUAUACCAUAUCAAAGUGGGGGCAUCAACCUCAAAUCAGAGACUCCAGUCGCCGUUUGGUCCUCUACAAGGACCAGCACAGCACCUUUUACCUGGUCGACAGAGACAACUGUAAAUAGCACAUUCAGAUCCCCUGUUUUGAAUCUUUUGUCUACUGCCAGGCAGCAUCCAAGGCUGUCUUUUACACGGAGCCUGCCACCUGGCCACAGGUCACAGUGCCCCAUAGAAGGAGAGACAGAGAGUAUGGUGCAUAUAUCUAAGGACAAGAGUGUGUUUGUCGAACUGGAAUCUAAUAGGACCAACCAUGUCCAGGUUCGAAGCAGGGAAAGGAGUGAGGGAAAGGAGAGAGUCGACUUGCUAAUUGAGAAAAAAAGAGAAGGCGAGAGCAUGAAGAUAGAUGAUAAAGAAGUACAUCUAGAAAGAACAGCGGAAGAAUUUGUAGAUGAGGCAGAUUGUGAGUCAGGAGACAGGAGAAAUCCAGAGAAGAAGCAGGGCUUUUCAACAUUGUCUUUGUCCAGUGCCAUUGACCCCGGCAUCACCUUCAGCCCUUGCAUAGCUCUUACCACAGCGGAGAGAAGCAGGAUGUUCAACAGGAGGUACCUGGCUGAAAAAUGCAGAAAGAACAAGACUGUACGACGUGUCAAAAGAAAGCUUCAGUUUGUUCCAGUGAACAGGAGAAAUGAAGCAGUCCUCCAGCACAGCGUAACAGAGUAAAACUCCAUUCUGCAUUUGAAACAUUCGUGGAUGAUGUUUGAUAUUACAGUUUGUGGGCUGUUGAAUAAUUACGUUGCACUUUAUUAAGUGCUAGUUUAUAUGAGGUUUCAUGUUAGUUUUGAUGUUGCAGACAAAUGGCAAUUU